Coccinella septempunctata (seven-spotted ladybird) is the source of this 1817-nucleotide messenger RNA. RefSeq names its product T-complex protein 1 subunit zeta (gene CCT6). The coding region runs from base 89 to 1681 and encodes 530 amino acids. Gene Ontology annotation, molecular function: ATP hydrolysis activity; ATP binding; ATP-dependent protein folding chaperone. The record is from RefSeq and is a predicted model, not a curated record. Gene Ontology annotation, cellular component: chaperonin-containing T-complex. NCBI's taxonomy places the organism in Eukaryota, Metazoa, Arthropoda, Insecta, Coleoptera, Coccinellidae. The transcript is spliced from 5 exons. Gene Ontology annotation, biological process: protein folding.
UUUUGUUCAUGCUCAGUGAUUCGCAGCAAUCACCAAAAUUUCCGAUUUUCAUUGAAGCGUUGGGAAAUAUUUGUAAUUUUUACGAAAAAUGGCUAUAAGUUUAUUAAAUCCGAAAGCUGAAGUAGCCAGGGCAGCACAAGCCUUGGCUGUGAAUAUUUCGGCUGCGAAAGGAAUCCAAGAUGUGAUGAAAAGCAACUUGGGACCCAAGGGAACAAUGAAAAUGUUAGUUUCUGGUUCCGGCGAUAUUAAGAUAACUAAAGAUGGCAAUGUUCUAUUGCACGAAAUGCAAAUCCAACAUCCUACCGCUUCCCUUAUCGCCAGAGCUUCAACAGCUCAAGACGAUAUUACCGGAGAUGGCACCACAUCUACAGUUCUUGUGAUCGGUGAACUCCUAAAACAGGCAGAUAUUUACAUAUCUGAAGGAUUGCACCCCAGGGUGUUAGCCGACGGUUUCGACAAAGCCAGGGAGAAGACUUUGGAAGUUCUGGAACAGGUCAAAAUUCCAAUAGAAAUCAACAGGGAAAACCUGUUGGAUGUCUGCCGUACCAGUCUCAGAACUAAGGUUCAUCAAAACAUAGCUGAUCUCUUGGCUGGGGAAUGUGUUGACGCCGUACUCCAGAUCAAGAAAGACGACAAACCGGUCGAUUUGCACAUGAUCGAGAUCAUGGAGAUGCAACACAAGAGCGAGACCAACACCAAAUUGGUCAGGGGGUUGGUGUUGGAUCACGGUUCCAGGCAUCCAGACAUGCCGAAAUCGCUCAAUAACUGCUACAUCUUGACCUGCAACGUCAGCAUGGAAUACGAGAAAAGCGAGGUCAACUCUGGCUUCUACUACAAGACUUCGGAAGACAGGGAGAAGAUGGUCUUGGCCGAAAGGGAAUUCAUCGAACAGAGAGUGAAAAAAGUGGUUGAAUUGAAGAAGAAAUUGUGUAACGGCAACGAUAAGUCGUUUGUUCUUAUAAACCAGAAGGGUAUUGACCCUCUCAGUUUGGAUAUUUUGGCUAAAGAAGGAAUCAUCGCUUUGCGCCGAGCCAAGAGACGUAACAUGGAACGUCUGGCCCUGGCUUGCGGUGGGGUGGCCCUCAAUUCCUUCGAAGACCUCCAGGAGUCCCAUCUGGGUUUCGCUGGCCACGUUUACGAACACGUCUUGGGCGAGAACAAAUUCACCUUCGUGGAAGACUGCAAGAACCCCAAUUCAGUCACUUUGUUGGUCAAGGGCCCCAACAAGCACACCCUGGUGCAACUGAAGGACGCCAUCAGGGAUGGACUCAGGGCUGUGAACAACGCUAUAGCUGAUUCGGCUCUGGUUCCCGGAGCUGGGGCUUUUGAGGUUACCGCUAAUAAAGUGUUGAACGAGUACAAGGAUACGGUUAAAGGUAAGGCUAGGUUGGGAAUCGCUGCCUAUGCUGAGGCUCUCCUCGUCAUUCCUAAGGUAUUGGCCACAAAUUCCGGAUACGAUGCACAGGAUACCAUCGUGAAACUGCAAGAAGAGUGUCGUCUGAGCCCACAACCUGUGGGAGUUGAUUUGAGCUCAGGUGAACCCAUUAACCCGAGAGAUGCGGGCAUCUACGAUAAUUACGUAGUGAAGAAACAAAUAAUCAAUUCUUGCUCGAUUAUUGCUUCGAAUCUCAUCUUGGUCGACGAGAUCAUGAGAGCAGGAUUGAGCAGUCUUAAAGGUUAAAUCCUAGACAAUUGUUGGUGGCUAUCGAAUGGGCUUCGAUAGAUUUCAUAUUUAACCUUCUCACAUUACUGAAUUUUUGUUUAUUACCAGUACUCCCUAUUUAAUGAUUUUACUAAUAAAUCGCUUGAUUUCAUAA